AACCUUACCCACUGAUACUGUCCACUACCAGAAUCUCACAUAUCCCGCCGUUAGUUUUAACGCCGCAAUCUCUUUUGUCACUUUAAGGAAAGCAAAGAAAUCUUCAUCGCGAGGGAGAGUUGUUUUAGUUGCUGCUUUUGUUAGGGUUUGUUUUUUGCUAGGGUUUGUUUUAAUGGACGAGAGUUUACUUGACGACAUAAUACGGCGGUUAGUGGAAGCGAAGAAUGGGAGGACGACGAAACAAGUUCAUUUGACUGAGGCGGAAAUCAAGCAGCUUUGUUUGGCUUCUAGGGGGGUUUUUCUUAGUCAGCCAAAUCUUCUCGAGCUUGAAGCACCUAUUAAGAUCUGUGGUGAUGUUCACGGUCAGUUCUCGGAUCUUCUACGAUUGUUUGAGUAUGGUGGUUACCCACCUGAGGCAAAUUAUUUGUUCCUGGGGGACUAUGUUGAUCGUGGCAAACAGAGCAUAGAGACAAUAUGCCUCCUCCUUGCAUACAAGAUCAAAUACAAGGAGAACUUCUUCCUUCUUAGGGGCAACCAUGAAUGUGCUUCCAUCAACCGUAUAUAUGGGUUUUAUGAUGAGUGCAAGAGGAGGUUUAACGUUCGUGUCUGGAAGACAUUCACUGACUGCUUUAAUUGUCUGCCUGUGGCUGCUCUUAUAGAUGAAAAGAUCCUUUGCAUGCAUGGUGGAUUGUCUCCUGAGUUGAAGAGCUUGGAUCAGAUCAGGAAUCUUGCUCGCCCUAUUGAUGUGCCGGACCAUGGUCUUUUAUGUGAUCUAUUGUGGGCUGACCCGGAUAAAGAUAUGGAAGGGUGGGGAGAGAAUGACAGGGGUGUGUCAUACACAUUUGGGGCUGACAAGGUCGUUGAAUUUCUUAGGAAACAGGACCUUGAUCUUGUUUGCCGAGCUCAUCAGGUUGUUGAAGAUGGUUAUGAGUUUUUUGCAAAGCGACAGCUGGUCACAAUAUUCUCUGCACCAAAUUACUGUGGUGAGUUCGAUAAUGCUGGCGCCAUGAUGAGUGUCGAUGAUACUUUGACUUGUUCCUUUCAAAUCCUUAGAGCCUCUGAGAAGAAAGGCAAAGGCGGAUUUGGCAACAACAUUUUGAGACCAGGAACUCCACCUCACAAGAUUUCAACAUGAGAAUUCACCUAGAAUGACAAUGUAUAUCUGAAGGGGUGGUUUGACUCUGGAAUUUUGUUCCUGUGAGAAUUGAUGUAAACCAUUCUUCUUCUGCAACAAUUAAGGUGAACACAAAUGCCAUGGUUCUAUACCAACCAAUUCUCUUACUAUUCUUGUUAAUCCAAAAUUGUAACCAUCUUUUGGCAUCAUAUGUCUAUCCUUGUGCUGUGUGCUGACUUGUCCACAAUUUCUGUUUGCACUGCAUUUUCUUUUGAGCAAUGCAAGACAUUGUGAAAUUAUUAGCCUGAAGCCUUACUGCAACCUUUGUGAACUUUAGAUUUUCAUGAAAGCUUAUUGAGUUUUAACACCCCUCAUUUCUCUCAAGGGGAAGAGCUGAUUGAUUUGCACAGCAUUAAAAAUCUGAAGUGGAAUAUAGCAAAUGGAGUUGGUUUGCUCUGUCUUGUGCAAGUCAUUCUGGCCAGAAUCACCUUCUUUAUGGUUAGGCAUAAUCACAGUAACUUUUGAGUCCACCUUUGGCACAAAAGAUAAAAUGUGGAGGCAUAAGUUCCUGCACCUUCUGAAAGAAACCCUAGGCGCCUGUACAAGAUGAACGUUGAGACAUUAUGCUAUUGAACCUUGUUAAAGGAGUUGAUGCACCUGUUCUCCUUUGAAAUAAAGUUAUGUUUUAAUUGAUGUAAAAUGGAACUUUCGACUCGUGACAAUACUUCCUUUUCAGUUGCUUUCAAUUAAGGCAAAACACUUUAAUUUGAAAGGAAGUGUGAUUUAUGCUAUUUACCAUUUUAUGA
Populus trichocarpa (black cottonwood) is the source of this 1920-nucleotide messenger RNA. Its product is annotated as serine/threonine-protein phosphatase PP1. Gene Ontology annotation, cellular component: nucleus; cytoplasm. The record is from RefSeq and is a predicted model, not a curated record. Bases 173 to 1135 code for a protein of 320 amino acids. Gene Ontology annotation, molecular function: protein serine/threonine phosphatase activity. NCBI's taxonomy places the organism in Eukaryota, Viridiplantae, Streptophyta, Magnoliopsida, Malpighiales, Salicaceae. The transcript is spliced from 4 exons.